UGUAGCGAUUCUCCCCUACAAACCUCUGUGUCAGAGGCGUGAUUGAGAAAACCCCUCCCCUGAAAACUAGUCAUCUCAGCAUGUCACCUCAUUAGUGAGAGAGGAUGACGAUUCAAAGGGGAGAAAGAGACAGAGACAAGGAGAGUUAGACAGAGGAGAGGUCAUUGUAUGAGAUGAGAGACUACUGAUUCCAGCUGAUUUUUUAAAUAUAUAUUAUUUGCAGGUAUCAGCAUAUACUGAAGCUACUUUUUCCACAUCCAUUAACCUGACAAGUGGAUGCAUUUUACUGUUCCUUGGGGAAACUUUUUUAAAAAGAAUUUGAGAGGAGACGAAAAGAGAAGAACGAGAAGGAGAAAGAACUGUGCCAUCUGAAUGUGGAGAGUUUCCUAGUUUGGGUUGUUUUAACUUUCCUUAUCCAGAUCGGUUACCCCCUUCACCAUGGCGGCCAGGUGGAAACUCCUCAUACUGGCUCUGUACCUCUCUCUCGUCAUGGUCCUGUCGGAAACAGAAUGCCUUGAAGGAUAUAGUCUUGAGGACCAAACCUGCGUUGAUGAUGAUGAAUGUUAUGUGGAGAACCAUCCUGAUCAGCCAUGUGGAAUGAAUGCGACCUGUCACAACACAAAUGGCAGCUUCUACUGCAAAUGUCUUGACGGUUUCACAUCAUCAGGGGCUGCAACAUCUUUAACAUGUAAAGAUAUCAAUGAGUGUGCGGAGGACAGAGGCAUCUGUGGACUUAAUGCCAAAUGUUUUAAUACAAUUCCACAUUAUUACUGCACAUGUGAUGAUGGAUUCAUUUCCACUACUGGGUUGGAAAGAUUUCGCUAUGGUGACAACGUUACAUGUCAAGAUAUUGAUGAAUGUCAAGAGGAAAUGGUUUGUGGUCAAAAUGCAGCAUGCGUCAACACACCAGGCAGUUAUCGCUGUGUCUGUAAUGCUGGCUUUGGACUGAAAUCAGGCAAAUCGAACUUAUCUGGCAAUCAGGAGCAAUGUGAAGACAUAUGUAUGAUUGAUAAGACAAUCUGUGGAAAUGGAACCUGCCACCAUGGAGCCAGCGGCCAUUACUGUGCAUGCCACGCAGGGUUCACUAACUAUGGCAACAAUGGGUCUCGCUGCACUGCGUUAAACUGUGAUGUAUUCAAAGAUAUGAGCAUUCUGAAAGAGUUGAAAAAAAGCUGUCUGGACCUUACAGAAAGUGAGAAUCCGACAGAGCUGGAUGGAGAGGAACUAUUAAAGAAAAUGCUGUCUUUGAUCGAUGGGCUCUUGUCCCGUGGAGCCUUCAAAGAUAACAGGAAGGUCUCCACCUUUCUGAACGUGGUGGAGACCACUCUGGGGUUCAUAGGACCUUUCAUUAAGCCCCCCGGCACAACAAGCUCUUCCAGUUACACAGAGAUGCGCCUGCGGGUACAUAAGGGGGCUGACUUACCCCAGGGAGCUGUGACCUUAUCAUCUAACCAAGUUCGGCUGGACAUGCAGUUGGAGACAGCUGCUGGAGAUCCCUCCUAUUACCCUGGCUUCACAACAGUGUCCUUGCUGAGCUAUGCAAACCUGGAAGACUCUGCAGAUGGCUUCUUUAGUGGGAUGAAACCACAAGCGAACGAAAGCUUUAAGAUCAACUCUAAAGUUGUGACUGUCAUUGCCAGUAACAGAAACACAAGCCACCUCAAAGAGCCAGUCAAAUUGACUUUCAACCACCUCAAACAGUCAAAUGAAUCCAACCACACCUGUGUGUUCUGGGAUUCCUCGGAGAACGGAGGGUCAUGGUCUGCUCGUGGCUGCAGUGUGGUGGAGUCCAGCUCUGGAAACACUGUGUGUUCCUGCAACCAUCUGAGCAGCUUUGCUGUGCUCAUGGCGCUCUAUGAGAUAAAGGACAACAACAACAAGUAUGCAUUGACUCUGAUCACCCAAGUGGGCCUGUCCCUUUCACUAAUUUGCCUGUUCAUCUGCAUCCUGACGUUCUCGCUGAUCCGCUCUAUCAAAAGCCCAAGAACCACCAUCCACCUGCACCUCUGCAUCAGCCUCUUCAUUGCCACCGUUAUCUUCCUUGCAGGCAUUUCUCGUACGGAGAGCCGGGUUGGCUGUGCAGUGGUAGCAGGGCUGCUGCAUUUCUUCUUCCUGGCAGCAUUUUGCUGGAUGUGUCUGGAGGGCAUUCAACUCUUCAGGAUGGUAGUCCUGGUCUUUAACACCAACUUCAAAAUCCUCUACAUGAUGGCAGGUGGCUAUGGAGUCCCAGCUGUUAUUGUCGCUAUAUCUGCCUUAGCUAAUGCCAAUGGAUAUGGCACUGAAAGAUAUUGUUGGUUAAACUUGGAAUUCAUUUGGAGUUUCUUUGGCCCUGCCUGCGUCAUCAUUAUUGUAAACAUUUUCUUCUUUCUCAUCACUGUGUGGAAAUUGGCACAGAAGUUCUCAAGUUUAAACCCUGACCUGGACAAUCUGCAGAAAAUAAAGGCGUUCACAAUUACUGCAGUGGCUCAGCUGUGUUUGUUGGGCACCAUGUGGAUCUUUGGUUGCUUCCAGUUUGACGAGAGCACAAUAAUCUCAAGUUACCUGUUCACCAUCUUUGGCAGCUUUCAGGGCAUUAUGCUCUUCGUCAUGCACUGUCUGUUUUCUAAACAGGUGAGGGAAGAAUAUGGAAACAUCCUGUCCAGAUUCUGUGCACCUGGGGAGAAGAGCUACUUAAACUUCAGUUCCUCGCACACAAGCAAAGCUCAUGUAAGCCGUUAUUUUGAUGUCAAUGAAGUUAAACUGUAUUAUCCAAUCAUUUUGCCAUUCGUGCUCACUGGAUCUAUUUUCAUAAAAGACAUAUUAUCUAAAGGAGGUUAGAAAAGAAUUGCAUUUACUUAUUGUUAAAUAACAGAUGCCUUAAUUGCUCACCGACAAGGCCACAGUAAAAUUAGAUCAAACAUUUAGUAUGCAUGUGGACAGCAUACAUUUGAUCUGUAAUUAGAUUUCUUAAGAGACUUAAUGCAAGUCACUGGAAAUUUGAUUUGGAAACCUUCCGAAAGCAAACCCAUAAUUCUUUUCCAGGGUUUGAAGAUGACAAGGUAUUAUAGGAGAUGUGAAGUGAAGUGUGUCAGAGCACAGCCUGUCCUGAGAAUGAAAGAUUACUGACAUUGUCUGUCGUGACUGA
Molecule: messenger RNA, 3124 nt
Organism: Sander lucioperca (pikeperch)
Lineage: Eukaryota; Metazoa; Chordata; Actinopteri; Perciformes; Percidae
Product: adhesion G protein-coupled receptor E1
Exons: 19
Coding region: 439-2817 (792 amino acids)
Biological process (GO): adenylate cyclase-activating G protein-coupled receptor signaling pathway; cell surface receptor signaling pathway
Cellular component (GO): membrane
Molecular function (GO): calcium ion binding; G protein-coupled receptor activity
Source: RefSeq, a predicted model, not a curated record